AGCCAGGGAAACAUUCAGUCGUUGAACGGACUGGUGGACCUCACCGUCCGCGAUCAAACUCCGGCAAAGACCAUCCCUCCCCCCCGGUCGAUCUGAUGGUAGAGUCCAUGCUCACGUUACGCCUAAUCAUCGUGGCCUUCCUGGCGGCAUUGCGGACAGCCUCCCCCACCCGCUCCGAGAUCCCGCGGCCCGGCCCGGCCUGGCCUGACACGACACGCCAUCCUCUGCCUCGAUGGCGGCGACUCGGCUGCCGCGUGUUGCCUUCCUCUGGGGCGUUGCUGCCGUCUACCUCUGCGCCUUCGCCUCGCUCUAUGUGCAGGUCCCAGGCCUCUAUGGAAGGGAAGGAAUUCUGCCAGCUCGCAAGAUGCUGAGGUUCACCGGAAAGACGCUGCUGGAUCAAUUAAAGGACUCCCCGACAUUGCUGUGGUUGUGCCCCUCUCUUGGACUGGACACCGAGCAGGGCAUGGAGCUAAUCUGCCUGCUGGGCAUCAUCCUGUCAUUCACUGCACUACUGUUUGAACCUCUCCGUGACUGUUUUGUCUUUGCCUGCCUCUGGUUCCUGUACCUGUCUGUGUACCAGGUUGGACAAGUCUUCCUGUAUUUCCAGUGGGACAGUUUGCUGCUGGAGACUGGAUUCCUAGCAAUUCUCGUUGCCCCACUAUACCUGCGGAAAUGGCGGACAGCACCCUCAAAGCAUUAUGACAACAUCACCUUCUGGCUAGUACGCUGGCUUUUCUUCAGACUCAUGUUUGCAUCAGGUGUGGUGAAACUGACCAGUCGAUGCCCAACCUGGUGGGGGCUGACAGCUCUAACAUAUCACUACGAGACCCAGUGCAUCCCAACUGCUGCUGCCUGGUUUGCACAUCAGCUGCCAUUUUGGUUUCAGAAAUUCAGCGUGGUUAUCACUUAUGUUCUAGAGAUACCAGUCCCUCUGCUCUUCUUUGCUCCAACUCGUCAUCUAAGGCUCUUUGCAUUUUAUGGUCAGGUUCUGCUCCAGGUGUUAAUUAUUAUCACUGGUAACUACAACUUCUUCAACCUGCUUACAAUUAUUCUGGGAUUCUCACUACUAGAUGAUCAGCACAUUUCUGGCUGGUUCGGAUACAGCAAGACACGAAACACUGAGAGACUAGGGUUUUUGCAGAGACUGCAAGCCGUGGCUGUUGCUGUCGUUGAGCUGUCAGUUCUUGGAGCACUUAUUUAUGGAACUAUUCACUACUGUGGGCUGAGUGUGGACUGGGAGAAAUGGUCAAUUGAAUCAAAAAUAGGCUUUACUUACCAUGAAUUUACACAUUGGUUGAAGAUUGUGACUCCAAUAACCAUCUGGAUUGGGGUAAUUUCCCUCACCUGGGAGAUACUGACCUCAUUGCUCAACUCCCUGAUGACGAGAGGGUUUUUUGCUAAGAUGUGGGCUACCUCUUCAUGGGUCGUGAUUGCCUCUGCUGCUACUGCUAUGUUUUCUGUCAGUCUGGUACCAUACUCCUUUAUUGAUUAUGAAACAAGUUCCAGCCUUCAGCCCGAGAUCCUGCGGCUAUACAAAGUGGUUGACCGUUACGAGCUGGUCAACUCUUACGGACUGUUCCGGAGAAUGACAGGAGUGGGAGGCCGUCCAGAAGUUGUAGUGGAAGGAAGCUAUGAUGGCCAACAAUGGACGGAGAUUGAUUUCAUGUACAAGCCGGGGAAUGUCAGCUUGCCCGCACCUCUGGUGACCCCACAUCAGCCCAGGCUUGACUGGCAAAUGUGGUUUGCUGCUCUCGGACACCACAGGCAGAGUCCCUGGUUCACCAGCUUUGUCCAUAGGCUACUCCAGGGAAAGCCUGAUGUAAUACGCCUAGUGCAAGUGGAUAAGUCCAAAUAUGCCUUCAGCGCCAAACCUCCUACUUACAUCAGAGCCCAACUCUACAAGUACUGGUAUACUAAGUAUGGCACUGGCAGCUCACUUAAAGAUUGGUGGACUCGGCAACAUGUGGAAGAAUUUUUCCCCGCGGUCACUUUAGGAGACCCCAACUUGGAAUUGCUCCUACAUGAAUAUGGCUUCAAGGACAAAGCAUUUCCAAAACGGAUAGUGAAGGAUCUUUUGCCAUCUAUCCUGCAAAUGACUCGUAAGCAAGUGGAGCCCUACUCUGGGGAAUGUGUCAUCUGGGGUCUGUUCAUUGCCGUGAUCCUCAUCUCCUGGCUCAAAGCCUGGAGAAACCGCAAGGCCAAGGGGAGCCGAUUGAAGCCGACAGUGGGGAAAGCAGAAGGGAAAGGUGCGGGUGUUGAUGAGAAGGCAGAUUAUGGCAGGAGGAAGAAGGAGUUCCGGCAGACUGAGAGCAAAACGCAGCAUCCCGCUGAUGAACAUUUACCAGCGAAUGUUCGCAGAAGAAAAUAAUUUUCACAAUCUUUACUGAUUUAUAUUUUUCUAUUAUGUAUCUCUUCCACUCAUUUCUCCAGUUCUGCAGGAAAGAUCAUCUUGCCAGACUGCAUCUCAUACUUGCUGUGAGGUAGAUAUCACAUCUGGCCUAUGGAACAAUUUAUCUUGGGCUACCCCUAGGAGGCAGAAGCAGAUUACUUUUUUUUAAAAAAGUCUUCUAUACUCAUCAGGGGAUGGUUCUCCUCUAAGCUAUGUUUUCCUUUCCUGAAAUCAUUCUUGCAAAUUUUUCUACAUCCUGCCCUUAAUGACCUUGCUUGGAGAUUGGAAAUGGCAAAUGGUUUCUAAUUGUGGGCUCUAUCAUAUAUUAUCUCUAUCACCAUUUAUAAAUACUAAGUGGUGUAUUUAAUGGACAGGCUUAGCAUGUUGACACUGGAUGUCACUAAUGCCGUCUGCAGAUUCUUCUAGGCACAAUUGUAUUGGGAUUAGAUUGUCUAACAAUCACUUUAACAGUCAGCAACAAUCACAAAAUGCUGAUUCUCUAAUCAUGUAGAGUCUAAUGAACACUAUCUUAACAUUUGGUGCCACAAUAGAAUAGCGGUUAGCGCAAAACUAUUACAUCUCGGGCAUCAGAGUUCGGAAUUCAAUUCUGGCAUCAUCUGUCAUCUGGGUGAGUUCCCUCCAAGUGUUCCUGUUCCCUCCCACAGUCCGAAGACAUAACGGUUAGUAGGUUAAUUGGUCAUUGUAAAUUGUCCCGUGAUUAGGCUAGGGUUAAUUGGGGGUUGCUGGGUGGCAUGGCUCAAAGGGUCUGGGAGAGCCUAUUCUAUGCUGUGUCUCAAUAAAUAACUGCAGAUCACUAGAGAUAAUUUAUCAACGAACUUCCUUCUGAGUAGAAACAAGUUGACAUCCAGGUUUUAUUUUAUGAUGUUCUAGGCAUAACUGUAUGCCAAGCCCCUUUUGAACAGGUGAGCGGCCAGUGUUUGCUCUAGUAUGAGAGUUAACUUUAUGCCCAGUAUCCAUUGGUCCUUAUUCAGUCCUGCAGAUGGUGUCACAAUGCCACUUUUUUGCCACCCGGUACAGUAAUGGAUCAGGAAAUCCCAUUUGCCUUUCCAUGACCCAGUCUCAGAUUUUUGGCUCCAAUCUAAGACUGGGAAAUGAAGGGGUGGGUUGGAUUUCUCAGUCCUCGUUCUAAUUGUAUUUCAUCUUAUGGUCACUGAGUCAAUCUGGUGCUGUUUUCAGGGUAGUUUCUCAGUGACAGACCAUGCGCUGUGCUCUAUUGCCAUUUGUAAACUGUUUGAGAGGAAUUCUCAAAAAUUUCACUCUUGCAAUAAAACUUUCCAACUGUAACUAAUCCAGAA
Molecule: messenger RNA, 3705 nt
Organism: Mobula hypostoma (lesser devil ray)
Lineage: Eukaryota; Metazoa; Chordata; Chondrichthyes; Myliobatiformes; Myliobatidae
Gene: lmf2a
Product: lipase maturation factor 2a
Exons: 15
Coding region: 233-2368 (711 amino acids)
Biological process (GO): protein maturation
Cellular component (GO): endoplasmic reticulum membrane
Source: RefSeq, a predicted model, not a curated record